This is a messenger RNA of Aureobasidium uvarum, 753 nucleotides long. The record is from the annotation of a GenBank genome assembly. NCBI's taxonomy places the organism in Eukaryota, Fungi, Ascomycota, Dothideomycetes, Dothideales, Saccotheciaceae.
AUGUCCACGCCGCCAGCCCCCAAAAGGCGCCGUGUAGACUCCGUCGGCAUCCACAAACCCUUCGUCUCGCCCUUGAAGCGCAAUCCCUCAACCACCGGCCCUCCAAACCAAGCAACCAGCACACCAAAACCAGUCGCACGAACAGCCUCUCAAGCACCAGCAACACCCUACACACCCCUCCGCAGCAGCAAUCUCAAGACCUCCACACCACUAUCCAACCACUCCCCCGAGAUCCUUGCCGCGCAAACCCAAAUCCGCGCCCUCGAAGCCCAGAUCCGCGACUUGCGCAGUCAAAACGGCAUCUUGACUCAAGCCCUCGACAUCACUGUGGCACCGACCUCUUCACAACAGCAACCACGCCUCCUCAAACUAAAAGAAAAAUGGCGCAAGGCAAGCCAACAAGCAGCCGAAGAAGUCUUUUGCGACUUUGCGGAAAAGAUCAGAGACAAUGGUGGAUACACUGCUUUCCUAAAACAACAAAGCAAACCCAAGUCUUUCUUUGGUGACGAGCAAGACACAGUAGACGAAACCAAUGAAGAAGACUGGAGAGACGAAGAAGGCGAUUGUUUGACGGAAAGAGGAAAACGACAACGAAGAUGUGAGAUUGAGGAUAGAGCCAAGAAACAUGAAGAAGAAGAAGAAGAAGAAGAGGCUGAAGAAGAGGAGGAAUUGACACUGGGGAGUAUGUUGCAGGUGUUGAAUAUACCUCCCGAGGUCAUUGGGUGGGAUCCCAAGACUCUGGCGUGGAAAUGA